AUGGCUCGCCCGGGACGGCUCCUCUUUGCAGCAGCUGCGCUGCUCUUUGCACUCCGCUGCUGCUUCGUGCCAGGCCCAUCUGCAGCGCCGAAGGCCCAAUCCGAGUUCAAUCCUGCAGUCGCCGCCUCCGCCGCCUUGCCUGCCCUGACCAUGCUGGCGGAGGAUGCUGAAGCCAAGUACGGAGAUCAGCGAAAGUUUGCAGCCGUGUUGGUGCCACUGACAACCCUCGUCUUCCCUGCAGUGGCGAUGGGCAUGUUCGUGCUGUAUUCCUUCCAGGAUGAUGCUUUCUGGCGUGUGGUGCCAGGCACGAAGCGUGCGCAGGAGAUGGAAGAUGCCUGGAGAGAGCACCCGCUCUUCGCUAACUCCCAGGAUCCCUUUGAUGGCCUCGUCAACCCUGACGACUACGAGAAGGGCUUGGAGGAGGCUUGGGAGCGUGCCAAGCCAGCUGGCAGCACGGUGACAGUGAAGGACAAGCUCCAGCAGCUGUCCAAGCAGAACAACCCGCACUGGGAGUCCUGGAGGAAACUCUCCGCCUAG
This is a messenger RNA of Symbiodinium pilosum, 537 nucleotides long. Lineage: Eukaryota; Dinophyceae; Suessiales; Symbiodiniaceae. The record is from the annotation of a GenBank genome assembly.